AUGGAGCCGCAAAACAGUUCAGACUUGAAUGGUUCCAAGGAGAUGGUAUGCUACGCGGCAAUAAUCUUCCCACUGAAUACAACCCAUGAUCGUAGUUGGUUGGGAAUUCAGGAUGUGGACGCUUCCAUAGACGGUUUUAACUGUCAACGAUGUGUUAAUGAAGAUGAGCUGAUUUCACAUGAGGCAGAGAUGAGUGACGAUAAAGUUAAUAUGGCACUUGAUGACAUCAUUAAGCUGAAUAAAAGAAAACGAGCUGGGAAGGUGGUCAAGAGAAGUACGGAACGCGUCCGACAGGUGAAAGGACGGAGUGGCAUCACCUCACGUGGUAGAGGAGGUCUGGCUCGUCGCCGAGGUGCUCCGCUUAACAUCGGUCAGCGACGAGGCGCACGCACGCGAUUCAUUCAGCGCCGUGGCAUUGGAUCUCCCAGCACAAACGUCGCCGUUGUUGAUAAUGCUGCUACCCGUCGUUUCGUGAAGAAACUUGUCAAUGUUUAUGCUGAUGCAUCCCUAACUGGAGUGAGUGUGCGAUCACGGGGAAUUCGUAAGAGAGUUGUGCAGAUUCCAAGAAUCGUCGUAAGAAGACCGAGGCGUAUUCGUUCAGUUCGUCGGCCACAAUUUGAGGAAAAGUCCGAACAAUUCGUUUACCAGCCAGUACGCGUCGUUGAGCGUGAACCUUCGCCUACACAAGUGAUUCGCCGACGCCAAGUGAGACCCGUGUACCGUAAUGAGCGUGCUGCAGUACGAGUUUUACAAAAUGGCCAGCGUGCAGCCGUGAUGCCAGUUCGACAAUUUAUCCAGCAGCGUUCUGCCCAGUUUCCUAUUAGGCGGAACCGUGUUUUCGCUCAACAGCAGCCUCUUACCAGCAAAGCAUUGAUUGGGAGGAAUGUCUAUGGUACUGGACGCCAGAAUCCUCGAGGAAAUGUUAUUUACGUUAACGAGGAGAUGAGUUCACGGAUCCAACCUUCCGCCCGUAGCGGUGUUCGUUUUAUUAAGAGGAGACCAAAUCGUCAGUUCGUGACUUAUCGUGGGGAUGAGCUAAAAAGGGAACAAAAACAAGAAAACAUGACGAAAGCGGCCGCCGAGUCAUCCGAAAAAUUCCACUUGUUUACGAGCAAUCCAACGAACAAGUAUUCAAUGAAACCGAAGGAGAUCAGCGACGUACAGGAGUCAACUAAUUUAAACGCAGAAGUCAAACGAAUCAAACCCAUGAUUAGCCCGAAAAGAGUUCCUUCGACAUUCGCUGUGAAUCUGCCUUACUUUGGUUAUGGAAGAUGGAUGGACGCGAUAGCACAGCAUUUCAUGCUCAAGACCCCUUUUAUACCGAAUAAAUUAAGGGGAAGAUCUCUCCACAGACGAGUGGCGAACAUGAGAAUAAUGAGUAAACAACUUUGCUGCCGCUCGGACCCGCCACCAACAAAUCCCAUGCGAGCUUCAAGAGAACAAGAGAAGGCAACCGUGGUCAUACCCAAGCCCGUAGUAGAAGCAGAUGAGUUAAAGCUUCACGCAGGAUUACUUUUUCCCGAAGCAAAGAAACAAUGA
Molecule: messenger RNA, 1539 nt
Organism: Angiostrongylus costaricensis
Lineage: Eukaryota; Metazoa; Nematoda; Chromadorea; Rhabditida; Metastrongylidae
Source: the annotation of a GenBank genome assembly